UCCUACCUGUCGGCCUCCGAAGUCCACUCGCCUCCCCACGCCAUGGCCGGCACAACCACCUCGCCGCCGCCGGCCGCCGGCGACCACCCCCGCGUUCUCCUCCGCGGCUUCCUCUCCCGCGAGACCUGCAAGGAGCUGGAGUUCGUGCACCGGAGCUGCGGCGCCGCCGGGUACCGCCCGUCGGUGGUGUCGACGUCGCUGCCGCACCUGUCGGCCACCGGCUGCGGCCACCUCCUGCUCCCGUUCGUGCCCGUGCGCGAGCGCCUCCGCGACGCCGUGGAGUCCUUCUUCGACUGCCUCUUCGAUGUCUUCAUCGAGUUCACUGGGCUCAUCAGUUGGUGUAAGGGAGCUUCUAUUGGAUGGCAUAGUGAUGAUAAUAAGCCUUAUCUUAGGCAAAGGGCAUUCACAGCGGUUUGCUACUUGAACAAUCAUGGAGAGGACUAUAAGGGUGGAAUUCUGCAAUUUCAGGAUGGUGAUCCUUCCUCUAUUGUUCCAGUUGCUGGUGAUGUUGUCAUCUACACUGCUGAUAACCGUAAUGUCCAUUGUGUAACCGAGGUGACUGAAGGGGAAAGGCUCACCCUGACUCUUUGGUUCACUAGAGACCGUGCUUAUAAUGAGGAUCCAAAACUCCUUACUUUUCUCUCUCAGACAUCGUUGAGCUGUGAACCAACUGAGCAAAAAUCUUAUAUUCCUAUGCCAGCCUCUGAUAGCAUGUAUUGGUUUUCCUAUGAUCAAUCUGGCUUUGAUAUACGAUGUGCUAGAGUGCAUGUCCUUGGGUUUAGUUUUCACUCAAGCAGUGGUGAAUACAGUACAUCUGUGUUGCCAGCUGAAGAUGACCCAAUAGAGCUGCUUGGGAAGCAAGUGCGGCUCGGGAGGGGAGAUGAUGUCUUUGAGAAAAUAUUUUCUAACAGCCUGCAUGCUCUUCAGGUGGUGCAAUUCUACUACUGGAAAGCACCUGAGCUGGCAGCAAGGAGGGAACAAAGUGCCGUUGGUUCAAGAACAGCCCGCUAUCCAGUUAUCAUACAUCAGUCAAGAGGAACACAACUACCAUUACCAUGCAAUCACACACUUUCACAAACCAUAUUUGGAUCAAUUAGCGCUGCAGAGAUUGCUUUCGAGUGGAAUGAUUUUGCAUUAGGUAUUGCUAUGUGGGAAAAUUAUUCAGAAGAGUUAAAGAAACAGUUGUUGACAUUUUUGCCAUUCUGGUUGUCCAAUGAAUCCAUUUUCGUCUUCGAUUCCUCUGAGCUAUAGUUAGCAUGGAUGAUGGCCCAAAUUCACCGGGAAGAACAUCACUGAAGCAUUGGCAGAGAGCUGAACCAAUCUAAUUCUCCAAUGGUGAUUUGGAUCUGCCUCAUGCUUCAGCGAUAUAGCUGGAGGGGAGGUAUGCUUUUCUCGAGCUCCACUGGGACUACUGGCACAGUAUAUUCCCAUCAUCAACGUCAUAAAAGAUGAAGUCAGCUUGGUCCUGGUGUAGCUGGACGGACAUGAACCCUUGCCCAUCAUAAAAGAACUCGAGGCUACCUUGAUUGGCUGGAAGAAUCCUCUCCAUGCUCUGGAACCACCACCACUUGUGAAGUAUUGGAUUAGACUGGAAACAACAGAAGCGUGUACGCUAUAUAGGCAGUGGUCAUGCCCAUUGAUGUAGAAGUCAAUGCCGUUAACAUGGAAUGUUGCAAAAUUAUGAUUAAACAAUUCUUUUCUAUAUACUUUGGGAGGAUAAGUAGUGGCUACUUCUGACUUGAGGAUUGGAAGAAGCAACUGCAGAAGCUCCUCGGUGUGACUGACACUCAAUCCUCAUGGUAGGAUGGCCAACAGCAAUCUUCCACUUUGCAAAGAAGAGUAAACUAAUUUUGCUCCAUGGCAUGAUAGCAUUAUCUGUCGCUGAUGAAUUUAUUCAUAUACGCACCUUCAGCAAGUUGGCUAUGUAUUUUUCACGAGGCGCCA
Panicum virgatum (switchgrass) is the source of this 1944-nucleotide messenger RNA. Its product is annotated as prolyl 3-hydroxylase 2-like. Bases 43 to 1251 code for a protein of 402 amino acids. Gene Ontology annotation, biological process: collagen metabolic process. Gene Ontology annotation, molecular function: iron ion binding; L-ascorbic acid binding; oxidoreductase activity, acting on paired donors, with incorporation or reduction of molecular oxygen. The transcript is spliced from 10 exons. The record is from RefSeq and is a predicted model, not a curated record. NCBI's taxonomy places the organism in Eukaryota, Viridiplantae, Streptophyta, Magnoliopsida, Poales, Poaceae.